Molecule: messenger RNA, 6311 nt
Organism: Saccostrea echinata
Lineage: Eukaryota; Metazoa; Mollusca; Bivalvia; Ostreida; Ostreidae
Exons: 13
Coding region: 505-3996 (1163 amino acids)
Biological process (GO): phospholipid metabolic process; phospholipid dephosphorylation; signal transduction
Molecular function (GO): protein binding; phosphatidate phosphatase activity
Source: RefSeq, a predicted model, not a curated record
GUGAGUGCGUGUAUUUGUUUAGAGAUACAACUUAUAAGUGAAAAAAUAGUGUGUAUCAUUUCAGCAGAAACAUUUCAUCAGUAUUUAGUCUCCCAAAACGCCAAGGGCUUCAACUGUUGACUGCGCAGGCACGGAAAUCGUCAGAGACUGGAGGCAUCCCGAGGUCGGCUUCUUUGUUUUCCUUUUUUGGUCCGCGCGGUCCAGUCCGCAUAAAUUACAGUGAUAUCAAAUAUCAGGGCUGGGGUCUUAUCAGAACGUGGAAUGUGAAGUUUAAAAGAUACUCUGCUACUUUUACUUCUUUGUAACAGUGUAUAACAGGAAUAAAACAAUAAUAAAAAGGUAUUCGUUAAGAAGGACCUAAUUUUACUCAGAGGCUUGACUGCAGACACUGCUAUGUGGUGAGCCAAUGUUUAUCAGAAAACUGAGUGGCGGAUCAUACUGCAAUGUUCCUUAGAAUUGGAGCUUGAAGAAUAUUAUUGAACACAUACUAAAAAAAAUAUUAAAAUGACACAGCACAAGGUUUAUAUGAAUCAAAUCCACUGCAGUUCCCUGCUGUGUGAGCUGGCCCAGAUGUGGAGGAACCAAGCCCUCUGUGAUGCCAUUAUUAAAGCAGGAUCCAUCACAGCUAAGGCCCAUCGCUUGGUUCUUGUGGCAGCCUGUCCUAUGCUUAAGUCCAUGGAGAGUGCUUCAGUUGGAUCUCACCUGGAAAUUAGACUUGCAUCUGACAUAAAAGAGGAAUCCAUCAACACAUUUCUUCAGUAUUUAUAUGAGGGAUGUAUGGUUUUAACUGAAGAUAACUAUAAAGACAUUGAAAAAAUUGGACGAAUUCUUCAAGUGGACAGUGUCAUUAAAUGCUGCUCAGAUUUUUACAAAUGUCUCAAUUCGUCCUCCCAGUACAAAUAUGACUAUUAUGACCAUGUUGAAUUCAAGCAUGUUAGACAGACUGAUAUGUUGAAAUUUAGUGAGAAAUCCAACAAAAGAUCAAUGGACUCCAAAAACACAAGCCAGGGAGGGAAAAGGCAGAAAGUACUCAACUCAGACUCCCCCUCAUUUGGUGCUAACCCCAAAACUGAUGAUCUGCCUGGUCCUCCAAAUUUUAACAGUCCUAAAGAUCACAACCGUCCAUUUAAAAUUGGUCCAGCUAGCAUGUCCAGAAGGCCUAAUGGUGGUGUGGAUGUGGUGGAAGAUGGAGUGCAAAUCCACCAUGUGGAUAAGGAUACCUCUCCUGGGUCAUCACAUGUGGUGGACACAUCAUCAGCUAUGUCAGUCUCAGUAGCCAGUCAGAUACAGCCGGAUAUAAAUGUUCAAGUGGUAAAUAUUGGCAACACACAUCAUACCUCAUCUCCAUCUGUGAUCUCAAGGAUACCCAACAAACCUCCUCUCUCAGGGCCAUUUCCCACUGAAACAGUUGACAACAGGUCAGACUCUCCCAUUUUCGUAGCAGGAGUGGGAGUCAGGGGUUAUGGAGCCACCAUGGUACCACCAUCAAAAUCCUUUGCCAUGGGCAGCCCAACCAUGGUGCCUGUUGGUCCUGCACAGUUUCCAACGUUUGUGAAAGACACCAUAUCAACCUCUAAUACUGAGGAGGAAGUAGGUAUGAAGAGUCGAUCAGAAUCUCAGUCAAGUCUUACUACUAGUCCAGACCUCUCCAUCGUGAAGAAAGAGCCAGGAAUCAGCACACCAUUUGUGGAGGUCCAGGAGCAGGGGAUGAUGAUGAUCCGUCGAACAGACACGGACAGCGAACAGCAGGAGGAAGUGUCCAGUGACCUGGAGAUAGAGGAACCUCCCCCUGAUGACAGUUUUACGGGUGACCCUGGGAGUGAGGCCUCAUGGAUUGGGGGACAGGCUGGUGAGAAUGAGAGCAGUACGGAGAAGGGCUCCUGGCACAGUGUUGAAACUAGAGGUCCAUAUGCCGUGAAUGAGGAACAAGGAGGUGAGGUCAAAUUUGACCGCAAUGAAAUGAAAUUUGAUGGCACAGAUUUAAAAUUUUAUGAUGAAGUGUUACCAGGGCAUAGGCUGAUAAGGAUUGAAGGUAGUAAGAAAGCAUGUGCUUACUGUGACAUUCAACGUUUGAAAACAAAAUCGGGGUGGCAGAUCAAAUCCUAUUUCAAGUGUCUUGCUUGUGAUAUACCACUAUGCAAAUCUGACAAGGAGUGCUUUCUUAGAUACCAUGAGCUGAGGUUGGAGCAACCAAACGUUCCACCCAAGGAGCUUCAUAAAAGAUUGAAAACAAAGAACAAGCCUCUUCUACUACAUAAUGUGACACCUUCACAGAUGAAGUCCUCCAACACAUCUUCACCCUCGCCGAAUAUAUCCAUUGAAGAGUCUGUCACAACAGCAGACAUCAUUAGGGCUCACCUAUCCCCCUCCGACUUUUCUGAGCAGAACCCUGCCCCUCCUCUCCUUACUCCCUACCUAUACAACACCUCCAAUGUCCCUCCCCUAGAUAUUGAUUCCCCGGAGCACAGCAACAGCGGGACACCUGAGAAACUGGACACACUACCACAGGUCAACAAAAAGGAAGAGAAGCAGACACCAAAAGCAGGCAUCACCCGGAAGUCAAGGAAAUCAGUGAAAACAAAGCCAAUGAAAAUUGUUUUCAAUGAGGAAGAAAAUGACGCGCUUGGUAGCGAUGAUUCCGAGUUCAGGAAGACUCAGAGGCCUGGACUGCUAAAGAAAGAAAAGAGUUCUCCAAUAUCCCUUCCAUUCACUGAACAGAAUAUUGUAGAAUCUCAUUUUACUAUUACACUGAACAACGAAAACUCUCCAGGAAUAACAGGCACAUCAGAAAACCAGCCAAAUUUAGAACCAGUCCCAAGUGAUAAUGUCAGCAAUGUUGAUACAAAGGAUAUGUGUAUGAAAGAUGAUGAGGGACAAAUACAUAGAUUAGUGAGCAACCCAGGACACAAAGCCCUCACGUGUGUCUAUUGUAAAAUGACAGGAAACAAAACAGCCUGUGGGUGGCACAUCAAAUGUUACUAUAGAUGUAAUGAUCUGUCUAAUUACAUGGAACUUGUGAUGAGGAACCAAAGCAGGAAGGGAGGCAACUCAAGACUUAAUCCCCGCCUACAGGAGGAUGAGGGAUUUACUCAGUAUCUGUUAAGUGGAACUCUGGAAAUCCCAGCUUCUGAUUGGACAGUUGAUCCCGCCCAUAGACUGGUGUCCACUGAUGAACGUAAAUUAAGACCUUGUUAUUAUUGCUCCUUAACUAAAGUGAAAACAAAAUCUGGUUGGUUUUUAUACUUUGCAUUGAUUACGGAAGUAGUCGAGCCUUUAGCUGUUCGGGGAUUUUUCUGCUCAGAUAAAUCUCUGAGCUUUCCAUACAAAGAGGGUUCGGUCAGCAAUAACGCUGUCUAUGCCACAGGCGGACUGCCUCUUGUGUUCGUUAUUGUAACAGCGUAUAAUGUGAUACCUCUUAAAAAGUUGUACCGGAUAUGGGUAUCGUAUGCAUUCGGAAUUUCCUCCAUUUAUUUCUUCAUGAACGUCGUGAAAUUAUUUUAUGGAGAACUGAGACCCAACUUCUUUGAAGCUUGUAAACCAGUGUGGCCGAAUAUGAAUUGCAGUAGUUAUGUAACAGAUUUCAACUGUACAGGAAGUAAUAGGAAGGCUGCUAUAGAAUCUAUGCGAAGCUUUCCGUCAAGUCAUGCCGGUAUCACCAUUUUUGGAAUGCUAUAUUUGAUAAUUUUUACACAAGAAGUUUUCAUGAAUAGAAGAAAACAGUAUCAUCUAGGAUGGGCCAUAUUCCAGUGGGCAGGGUUUUUAUGGGCAGUGUACGCGGGAAUGUCACGCAUCACUGACAAUAAACACCACAUCCAGGACGUGAUAGGAGGAUAUAUUAUAGGUGGUGCAACGUCCUAUUGGGUGGCUUAUUACUGGUCUGGACUUGGAGAAAUUGGAAAUCCAAGACCAGAGAAAGAUGGAAAAGCUCAAAAUCAUUUGAUUACACACUGCUCUUGUCAAAACGGUAUAACAGUAGGAAAACCGAAGGAAAGUUAACGUAGAAAGACGCUAGAUGUCGCCACUAGAUUCACUUCCUGUGAAUUUCAGCAAAUAUGUUUUAUUUUGAAGUCUCAUCAGCCCCUUUCCCGCACUUCCUAUGUAUGGAGUCAACAGAAUUGAUCAAGAGCACUAUACCGAAACUUAGUGUUUGUGAGUCAUCUAUGACUGCUUUAGCAUUUUUAAAAUGAUGAGUAACAUUCUAAGAACAAAAUAUUCUAUACCUUUAAUAGUUGCAUCCACACUUUUCAAAAAUUAUGUCCCUUGACCAACCAUCUUUGGGGAAAAACCACAGACAUUUGGAUUGCUUAAAUCUGACUUAAAAAAAAUUUUUUGUAUGUCGGAUUAAAGCGAUCUAAAGGCAUGUGGGAAAAACCCAUAGAAUAUUCACAGUAGCCUUUGUAUUUUCUGGUUUGUAACUUUUCAUUUGACCGGAAAAAAUGUAUGUAUCUUGUAUUAUUUUGAUUGCCCCAGGAUGAGGGUAUCCAUACAUCAAAAAAAAUUCAUUGUAUUUAUGGGAACAUGCCCAAAUGUUCGGUAGCACAGAGAGGAGAAAUGUCAUUUCUUUCCCUUUUGGUUGACCUGCAAAGGGACACAACUUUUGCAAAAGGUGGAUUAGACUAUUGCUCUGACUUUGUCUUCUUUCACCGAACAAAUGAACAACUAUUUGUGUACUUACAAUGGAAUGUUUAAAGAUUUUUUAGUUAAGUACCUAGGACAUAAUCAAGUAUCAUUCACUGAUUUUUUUUUUUGUUUUAGUAUUAUAUGGAUGCAGUUUUAAAGUUGAAAUAAGAUUUGUGCAUGUAUAAAAUGAAAGUUUUUAAUCAUUUUGUGUUUGUGAUUUCAUUUUUCCCAUUGUCAUUUUUGCUGUUAAGCUUAUGUCAGUGUCACUUGAUGCCUUUAAUAUUGAAAGCUGCUAUUUGUGAUAUUGAAAUCCAGAUUUUUGUGUAUAUUAGUAUAUGAGUGCCAUUAACUAUGAAGUCGUUACCGGUUCUAUAAUAAAUAUUGUUAUUUUAACUUAACCUUUAGAAUAAUUGUCUUAAAUGAAAACAAAAGAGGCUUCAUAUUUAACCCAGUUUUCUCUAAGUGUUUGAGAUUUAUGCCAAGUUUGUUUGUACAUGCAAGUUUGUAAUCUGAGUAAGAGAUCAACCUAAGAAGUAAAUUUUUUUACUGAUAUUUCUUAGGCUGAAAUGAUAUUGUUGAAAGUUUAUUUAGUAAUUUGCUUUAGAAGAUCCUUCAUAAAUGCAGUAAAACUUUUCAAUAUACGAAAAGGUAAUAUAGUUUAUAUUCUUGCUAACAGUCUCUUUUUCUUUAAUAUUUAACAGGUGAUAACCAACCCUCAUGUGUUAUAUAUUUCUUGUAUUUACAAAGAAUACUGGAGCCUACAAAAUACAGUCAAUUAUUAGCAACAUAAAACUAGUAUCUUAGAUUUGAUUUUUAUACUAAGCAUAUUUUUUUUCUAUUGUACUAGUGAUGAGUAACUGAGAGAUUAGGUUAUAUGUAGUAAUUUCUUAUGAAACCUCAGACAAUCACUGUUAAUCAGUAUCUUUAAUGAUCAAGAAUAAUUUCUUUUUAUGUAACAUUGUAAUUAUUAUGCAAUGUCAUUAUUGAUAUUUCAUAUUCUAUAUACAUUUACUAAUGAAUUCCAAUAAGAGUAUUCUUUUAGUAGUUCAGGAGCUUAGCUUAUCAAAGAAUUUGUGAAUGCUUUAGAGUAUUAUUUGGAAGUUCAUUUUCUUUUAUUUCAUUUUGUGCAAUAAACAAUGUAAAACAACAAUCAGGUGGGAUUUUUUUAGCAGUUGAUUAGCAAUAUUUGCUAACGUAAGAUUUGGGUUUUGAAUAACACAAAGAAAUUGGUUCCUUAAAAGUGAUUUUGUUUCAUACUGUUGGUACUUGCCGCUAGGUAUCUGAAAUUUGUUUGACAUAAAUCCAAAAUGAAAACGAAAUUGAACAAUCUGUUGAAAUAAUAGUGCAUCUGUUUCAAAAUAGCGAGUAUUAUUAUACCAGCCAUAUGUGCUUGUGUCAUGUUUCAGGAGUAUGUCUAUAUAAUUAUUCUCACAUUGAUGUAGUUUCUUUGAUACAGAAGUUAUUUUCUAAAUGACUAAUGGAUACAAAUAUAAUAUCUUUAAUUUGCCAAAGAAUAUGUUAAACUUAAUUUUUUUCCCUAUGUAUGUGUUGUAUGCUAGUUUUGUUUUCUGAAGUAUAGGAUACUGAUGCUUUGAAGGAAAAUUUUAAAGUUAACACUUUUAUUGAUUUCCAGUUUCAAUUAUUAUAUUUUUCUUUCCUUUGUUUGAUAUUAAAAGACAAUAUUGCCACAA